GUAAUGGUAACAUGGCAGGAAAUGGAGCAGCCACCUACACCUUACUUUCAAGUCCCAGUCCGACUGGAUCAGAUGACAGAGAGAGCUGCGAACUUAAGUUACCCAUGUUCUCCGUCCAUCUCAUCAGAUCAGAUGAUAAUUUGGUCUCGACUGGUGCUAAGCGGAGUCAACUGAAACUAAUUAUCUUCGUGGUGUCAUGUAUUCUGACUUUAUCCCUCGCAUUUAUACUGUACUUCCUUCUCGGAUUCUGGAAACCGAGAUGGAAGACACUGAUGACACAUUCUCUGUGCCCCUUGACAGAAGCAACAGUCAUUUUAGUAGAAGAAAGAAAGAAGUCCCACCCAGUGAAAGUUAUGAAAAUAACGCUUCCGAAGGAGGAUAUUAGCAAUUACAUCGUCGGAAAGUUGAGCCAGUACGCAGAUCAUAAUGAUGUCAUUUCGCUGAUAGAGUACAAGCUGGACAGAUACGUGUUCACUGGUUCAAGUUUAGAACGAGUAAACGGUUUGGGUGAUGGUGAGACUUUCGGGACUCUUCAGGAAAUGGUUGAAAGUGAUCAUCUGGCGUUGGAUACUCUGUCACAGAUAUUUGGUAGAAAUGUACUGGAUGUGCCCCUGAAGCCGGUUAUUCACUUCGUUUUAACAGAGGUCCUUACAUUCUUCUACUUCUUCCAACUCUUCAGCUGUCUUGUUUGGUAUAACAACCAAUACGAGGUGUACGCCACUGUGAUAAUAGUAAUGUCAGUCCUUUCUGCUACCUCCACCACCUACAUUACUCGGAUAGCUAUCGUUAAACUCCGGAAAGCUGUUCUGUUUGAAUGUGAAAUAGAAGUCAAACGGAGUGGAAAAAUUCAGGUGAUAAAAUCAGGUGAUCUGGUGCCGGGUGAUAUUGUUAAAGUACCUCUCACUCAAACCAAGGUUGGGUUUGACGGGGUUCUGUUGAGUGGUAACGUAGUGGUAGAUGAAGCUAUGUUGACGGGUGAAAGUGUGCCUACUCUCAAAAACCCUCUUCCCUUUGAAUGGUUAGAAGAGAAAUACCACGCAGACAAAAAUGAAGUUAACACCUUGUUUUCUGGAACCACUAUUUUACAAACCAGACCCCCUCCUUCUGGACAAGACGAUGCUGUGUACUGUUUGGUUACGAGAACAGGAUUCCGUUCUAAAAAGGGGGAGACAGUCAAGUUCAUGUUACAUCCGGACAGAACACAAAAGUUCAAGUUCUACUCUGAAGCUUGGACCUACAUCAAGAUUAUGGCCUUUAUAGGUCUAGGCGGCAUGAUAUACCAUAUAUACGACAGUAUCAAGAACGAUUAUUCGGUCAAUGAUGCCGUACUUGGAUCUCUAGAUUUGAUAACGAUAAUCAUAGCCCCAUCCCUCCCUCUGGCUCUCAGUAUUGCAGUUUUCUACGCUAUCAGACGUCUGAAACAGGGCAAAAUCAACGUUUCCCUGCCUAAUUCCAUCAACAUCGCUGGAAAAGUUAAGAUGACGGUGUUCGAUAAAACAGGAACACUAACAGAAGAAGGUUUAACAUUGCAAUGUGUUUUGUCGGCAACAGACGGGCACAUCUCGGAGGAGCUAACAAUAAACGUGCCUCAACAGAUGAGGCUCGCUUUGGCUUCGUGCCAUACUUUGUCUAUAAUAGACAACAAGAUUUGUGGCGAUCCUAUCGACAUAAUAGGACAACAAACUAGUGGGUUUGAGUUCAGAGACCAUGGAUUUGAAGCUAAUAUCUUCAAAAAUAAAGUGUCAGCAAGUAGUCUGGAUCCUAAAACAGGCUCACGGUUAGGCCUAAUCAAGACAGUACCGUUCGAAUCACACCUCAAAAGAAUGUCUGUGGUAUGCGAAGUAUCUAACGGUUCCGUGGUGGUCUUCUGUAAAGGUGCUCCUGAGCAGAUAGUACUACACUGUGAUCAGAGCACAAUCCCGCAAGAAUUCUCCUCUAAACUGGACCACUUCUCUUCUCAAGGGUAUCGGAUACUAGCGUUUGCCAGUAAGACCCUCCCUGAGGAGUGCAAUGUAAGCUCCAUUCCUCGUGAUGAGCUGGAAUCUGGACUCACAUUCCUAGGAUUCCUGGUGCUGGCUAACAGACUGAAACCAGAGACUCGGGUAGUGAUGGAUGAGCUCAAACGUGCAGGUUUAAGGACGGUAAUGUGCACUGGAGACGCUCUACUUACAGCGGUGUGCGUGGCACGGGACUGCUCCAUGAUUCCUGAUAACGGUACCCUCUACCUGUUGACUGCUGAACUGGGAGACAAUGGCAAACUGGCCGUCAAAUACACUGAGCAGGAACAUACCCCGGAUGGGUUUCAUAUGGAGGACCUGAAAAACCUGUACUCAGGACCCUUCAGGAAGGUUCAUCUGGCCAUGGACGGGGCUACAUUUGAUCUUAUAUCCAAGAAUGACAAAUCUUUAAUGGACAAAGUCUGUGUCACUGGGACAGUUUUCGCAAGAUUUAACCCGGAACAGAAGAUGAAUCUGAUAGAUGAGCUGCAGCAGAGGAGCUACUCCAUCUGUAUGUGCGGAGAUGGUGCUAAUGAUUGUGAGGCUCUACGACAUGCUAACGUCGGCAUUGCUCUCUCAAAAUGUGAGGCGUCGUUAGCAGCCCCCUUCACAAGCUCCGUCUUCAACAUAACCUGUGUGCCAGUACUUUUAAAAGAGGGACAGGCAGCCCUGGAGAACGCUAUGGCUGUGUUCCGUUUCACUGCCAUGUACAGUAUCAUUCAAUACGUCUCCGUGCUCCUUCUCAUCCACUACGAAUCUAUCCUAGGAGAUUACCAGUACCUUCUAGAGGACCUUGCUAUAGUCCUGCUGUUCGAUUUUGCUCUCGGCUACACCAAACCCUCCAAGAUAUUAUCUAGAGUGCGUCCACGUGGUAGUCUCAUGCACCCCUUCACCGUGUUUAGUUUUAUCAUGCAGACAACACUAGUUGUGGGGUUUAUUGUCUUUUCCAUGUGGCUGGUCCAGCAGCAGGCCUGGUACGAUCCCUUCCAUGUCAUAAGAGUUGAUUACUUGGCUGAGGGUGAGCUUUAUGUACCUUACUUCGAGACAACUGUCAACUUCAUCCACUCCUGCUUCCAGUACAUUAUUAUAGCCCUAGUCUUCUCCAUCGGGCACCCCCACAGACGGCCGCUGUACACCAACAUCCCUAUGUUAGUGAGCAUUGUUCUGACGGCAGGGAUACUGCUGCUGGUUCUCUUCAUUUCAGCGGAGAAGAUUCCUCUCCUUGAGAUGGCUAAUAUUCCCGAUAUUAGCUACAAACUUUUAAUGCUGGGUCUGGUGGUGAUGAACCUGCUGCUCUCGCUUGGUGUGGAGUACUCCUACAGGGUUAUAGAGCCUCUCCAGCGGUUCCUUAAAUUGCUGAGGUUUAAGAAGGGACAUAAGAACAAGUUCAAGUGUUUGAUAGACGAGUUGGAGGCUGCGGACACUAAGUGGCCCUCCACUAACAUAGUGGAGAAUGGCAUUUGAGUCAGAUUGUUAAGUUUGACGGUGCGCGGGUACGGCCGUUGACAGGAGACAUGAUCAUAUGUUACAUUAGUUUUUAUGUGUUGCAACAUUGUUACAGUAUUUAACACAAAUGAAUUAAUUUAGAAAGGACUGCAGAAAAAACACGGUAAGAAAGCGAGCGUGCUUAAUCACUCUACAGUCGAUCUUCGAGAUUUUUCUAAAAGGGCCCCUGACAGUUGAAAUCUACUUAGUUCGAACUUCGAUGUAUUUUCGAACGCUGAUUCCGAAUCACCCCAUGACAUAUGUAGACAUAUAUAAUACUAAUAGAGUUAAAAUAAUCCCCUAGCGAGAUAUCGGCUAAAAACUGUCUCGAUCACGUAAUAUGACCAUAUAAGGAAGUUGGUCCUAUUUCUCGUUAGGGUUAGGGUUUCAGCAUAUGAUUCAGUUAUGGAUUGGGUAAGGACUUAGGGUUAGGACUUAGGGUUAGGGUUGAGAUCAGAUUAGAGGGUUAGGGUUUCGAAUAGCCACCUAUAGGGGACGUGUUCAAAAAGUCACGUGACAGUCGAGUGUAGAGUGAUUAAUCAUCAUCCAUAAGAAAGUAAUAUUAAGGAGUGAUCUUUGUAAUCUUUACAAUGUAAAAGUUAUCAUAUUUUUUGUAAUAAAUAUCUGAUUAUCUUAUAUUUUCUGAUUAUACAGGAUGGCCCUCAGACCCAUAAUAAACACAAUGUAAGCAACCAUGUUGGAUCAGUUUUGAUGAGAUAACAUAUUAUUUUUAUCGUGAUUCUGGGGAUUCGAUUUUAAACAGAACUGAUUUUUUAUAUACAGUUACACCAUGCAGUACAGGGUAAUAAUUUAUAAGGCAUUCAUUUUUGAGUUUAUUUAUUGCAUUUAAUUUUCAUAUUUUCCUAAAUCCUUACUAUUUUAAAAUAUUGCAUAUUUUAUAUUGCAUGUUUAACCUGUUUUUCUACUAGUAGUUGUAUAAACUUUUAUUUAGCAUUAAUAUUGCAAACCUAUUUAGGUCUACCGACAAAACAAUUCCUGAUCAGAUUCUGACAUUUCCCGACAAUAUCUGCAGUAUCUGUUGUCAGGGUGCAACGUGUGAUUAUGUAACAUGCCUGGUUCUUUUCAUGUCUCCUAAUGUCACAAAUGAAAUGUACUGAUGUCAAUAUGUGUACUUUUUUGUAUGAAAUUAAUAUGAUUUC
Bolinopsis microptera is the source of this 4642-nucleotide messenger RNA. Its product is annotated as polyamine-transporting ATPase 13A3-like. Gene Ontology annotation, molecular function: P-type transmembrane transporter activity; ATP hydrolysis activity; ATP binding. Gene Ontology annotation, cellular component: membrane. The record is from RefSeq and is a predicted model, not a curated record. Gene Ontology annotation, biological process: intracellular calcium ion homeostasis; transmembrane transport. Bases 12 to 3461 code for a protein of 1149 amino acids. The transcript is spliced from 20 exons. NCBI's taxonomy places the organism in Eukaryota, Metazoa, Ctenophora, Tentaculata, Lobata, Bolinopsidae.